AUGGAGGCCUUAUUUCAAAGAAAACAUAAUCAAUUGUCUGUAGAAGAAAGACAAAUGAUCGAUUAUUAUAAAAAAGAAAUUACCCAACGUAUUACACAUGUUAUGGACUGUGAAGCGUAUACAAACAAAAAGAAAACAUUUCUUCGAGAGAUAUCUGUUUACAGAGUUAAAACUGGCGAAUGUUCAUCGUUUCAGGUGUAUAUGCCGUUUGUACCGUUUAAUGAAAGGAAUUAUACAAUACGUUAUCAAAUUAAUAAAGUGCAUGGUUUACCAAUUAUUAACACGCGAUUGACAGAUGAUUUUUAUACAUUGGAAGAGUCGAUGGAUUUUUUAACAGAUGAGUUUAUGCGUAAUGCAGAUUUAGUUGCUUAUAAGGGUGGCGAUAUUGAACGUAAUUUGUUAAAUAAUAUGGGUGUACGAUGUAUUAAUCUUGAGGUAUUGUCAUGUCCAAAGUAUGCUAAUUUACUGACCAAAUAUGGCCAUAGACAAGAAUGUUGUCAGUAUCACCUAGGAGAUUAUUUUCAUUGUUCAAAACAUGAAGUGAAAGUAUUUGCACAUUUUGUACAGACGAUUUUAAAAGAAGCAUCAGUUUAA
Molecule: messenger RNA, 594 nt
Organism: Paramuricea clavata
Lineage: Eukaryota; Metazoa; Cnidaria; Anthozoa; Malacalcyonacea; Plexauridae
Source: the annotation of a GenBank genome assembly